Talaromyces marneffei is the source of this 1230-nucleotide messenger RNA. RefSeq lists its product as uncharacterized. The record is from RefSeq and is a predicted model, not a curated record. NCBI's taxonomy places the organism in Eukaryota, Fungi, Ascomycota, Eurotiomycetes, Eurotiales, Trichocomaceae. Gene Ontology annotation, molecular function: mannose-6-phosphate isomerase activity; zinc ion binding. Gene Ontology annotation, cellular component: cytosol. The transcript is spliced from 4 exons. The coding region runs from base 1 to 1230 and encodes 409 amino acids. Gene Ontology annotation, biological process: carbohydrate metabolic process; GDP-mannose biosynthetic process.
AUGGGCGGCCAAUCUGUCGUCGAGCUUCGCUGCAAAUGCAAAACUGACCCCUGGGGCAAGAAAGGCGAGGACUCGCUUGCCGCCGUACUCGCCUCUAAGCAACCGGGCACCGACUUCAAGAUCGAUCCUAACCAAACGUAUUCGGAGAUGUGGAUGGGCACCUAUCCCUCUGUCCCAUCAUUUGUCAUAGGGACCGACGAGACACUCGAAGACUAUCUCAACAAGAACCCGAAUCUAGUUGGAAAGAAGAUUGUAGACAAAUUCGGUGGCGGUUUGCCUUUUCUGCCAAAGAUAUUGUCGAUGGAUAAGGCUCUUCCUCUUCAAAUCCACCCGGACCGCAAACUCUCCGAAUCACUUCAUAGACAACUUCCACAAAAGUUCACUGAUACAACCCACAAACCCGAGAUCGCCAUUGCGCUCUCCCAAUUCGAACUCUUUGCCGGUUGGAAGCCGCUUAAUGAUUUGACGCGGCUUUUCCGAAAUGGACCUUUGAACAAGUUCCUGCCAACACCGGAAUCUCAUUUCAAUGAUGAAACCCUCAAACAGAUAGGGCAGAAUAUGCUCGAAGCCGACGAAAGGACUGUUGCCGACACGAUCAGGCAACUGACCAAGACACCGGAAAGUGCAUUCGGGAAAUAUUCAUAUAUUCCUAAAAUGCUUGAAAGGGUUUCAGCACAGUACUCCGAAUACGACAAUGGCACCCUCUUUGCAGUCGUGUGCAUGAACUACCUGGUUUUACAGAAUGGCGAAGCAGUUUAUGUCCCUACCGAUGGCAUGCAUGCAUACUUAUCCGGCAAUAUCAUGGAAUGCAUGGCCCGAUCCGACAACGUUCUCAAUACUGGAUUCUGUCCCCGUCCAGGCCGCGAUAGCGUUGCCUUGUUCUGCGAAGCCUUUACCGGCUGGCCUCAGGAUCCCGACGAAGCACGAUUAGGAAAGCAUAUCUCGAAUAGAGGUCUUAAUGGAAAGACCGUGGAAUAUGCGCCGCCCAUCAGCGAAUUCAAUGUUCUUGCCACCCAUCUCAAAGCCGGCGAGAAGGAGAAGAUGAGCCCCAUUGAAGGUCCCAGUAUCAUCUGCGUUACCGGUGGGGAAGGUAGAAUGAUGGCCAAGGCUAGUGAGAGCAAAGCAUAUAAUCUAAAUCAAGGAUCUGUGUUCUUUGUAGCGUGUUGCGUUGAGUUGGAAUUCGAGGCAACGGGUGAAAAGCUGGACAUCUAUAGGCCUUAUGCCGAUUAG